UAUGCACGAGUGUUGAAGUAGCGUUGGUGAUAUGUGAUCGUGAUUAAAAGACACUUCUACAAGUCAUCCAACGAUGUGUUAUUUAAAACAAUAACACAACAUAACAUGGUACCAGGAGUAAAUGAAGAGUGAAGUGGUGUAUUGUGGAAAGCGACAUGGAUUUGAAGCCACCUGAAAAGCUGAAGCUGAGUGGAAAUGUCGACAGCAAUUGGCGCACCUUCAAGCAGCAGUUCCAACUGUACAUGGCGGCUAUGGGACUGCUACACUGCUACUUUGCUACACUGAAGGACUCUAUGAUAAGCAGAAGCGUCUGCCUCACACUUUUCCCCCACGUUCAGCACUUUGGCCACAGCCAGUCAAUGGCAUUAAAAGUGACAAACAUCUUUUUGUUUCGUGCUGACAUCAUGGACUUGUUUUUAUUCUUUCUUCUGGUCGUGCAAAUGCACAGCGUGACGCCUGUGAUUCACACGCUGCAGUAUUUCCACACUGCAUCCUCUCAAGUUCCAAACUUCCCAGAGUAUGUGAGUGUUGGUUAUGUUGAUGGAGUUGAGAUUAGUUACUAUGACAGCAACAUCAGGAAAGCAGAAUCCAAACAGGACUGGAUGAACAAAAUCACAGCAGAGGAUCCAAAAUACUGGCAGAUGGUAACAGAGAUCAGUGUUGUUAAUGAGUUUAGUGCCAAACACAACCUUGAAGUUCGUAAGAAGCGUUUCAACCAAACUGGAGGUGUUCACAUUGUCCAGAGGAUGUCAGGAUGUGAAUGGAAUGAUGAGACUGAUGAGGUUACAGGUUGGCAGCAGCAAGGUUAUGAUGGAGAAGAUUACAUAUCGUUGGACAUGAAGACAUGGACAUGGACUGCAGCAAAACCACAAGCUUUCCCCGACAAACUCAAGUGGGACCAGAACAUACUUCUACUAGACUACGAAAAGUAUUAUUUCACUGAGGAAUGUCCUUCUUACUUGAAGAAGUAUGUGAACAAUGGGAAGAAGGUCCUAAUGAGAACAGAGCUUCCAGAGGUGUUCCUCCUCCAGAAGACGCCAUCCUCUCCAGUCACCUGCAUGGCGACAGGUUUCUACCCCGACCUCGCCGACCUGUUUUGGAGGAAAGACGGCGAGCAGAUGUUGGAGGACGUGGAGCACGGAGAGCUGCUCCCCAACCACGACGGAACCUUCCAGAUGUCGGUGGAGCUGAAAGUGGAGGUGACGGCCGAGGUGGAGGGCAAGUACGAAUGUGUGUUCCAGCUGUCUGGCGUCAAGGAGGACCUGGUCACCAAGCUGGAGAGAAGAAGCAUCCUGAGCAACGCAAGCCAUGAAGGUGAGAAAGACACAUUUAGUUGGAGAUGUUUCCCAUCACAAGUCCACCUGUCACCAUUAUUGAUCCAUGUCACCAUGACAACGCUUGACGUCUGCAUGCAAAACAACUUGAGCGUCGCCCUCGCUGCCACGGCGGCGGUCGUCGCUGUGGCGGCCGUCCUGGCGGCCAUCAUCAUGGUCAUGGUCAGGCGUCACAGAAACAGACAAGCCCAGUACGAUCCAGCUCGUAAGUAA
This is a messenger RNA of Entelurus aequoreus (snake pipefish), 1547 nucleotides long. RefSeq names its product major histocompatibility complex class I-related gene protein-like. Bases 156 to 1547 code for a protein of 463 amino acids. Lineage: Eukaryota; Metazoa; Chordata; Actinopteri; Syngnathiformes; Syngnathidae. The record is from RefSeq and is a predicted model, not a curated record. The transcript has 7 exons. Gene Ontology annotation, biological process: immune response. Gene Ontology annotation, cellular component: external side of plasma membrane.